AAACGGUAUCAUGUCAGUGUUACUGUUCUUUCUAAUCAAAUGUUAUUUUGUGACAGAAAUAUCCUCCGAAACAUUUACAACCGGAGUUGGGUUGUUCACAGAUAAUUCGGUGAGGCAAAAUAGUACAGCAUGCUUUCUGCUUCUACAACAUGCAGAGGAUGUGUGGAAAAUUGGUGGACUCCACACCUGCAUUUCCCAUCAUCCAACUCCCAUUGGGCGGGACUUGCAAAUUAUCCCAUUUAGUAUUUCGGUGGAUUCUGAAGCAUUUAACAAUUUUCCGGAGCAUGGAUACUAUUUUGAGCAACUUGAUUUUAUCAACAAGAUACUAAAUGCAGGUGCCAAAUCGUGUGUGACAGUUACGGGAUCCGACUGGUGGAUUGAGCAAGAUUCUCACGGUAAACAACAAGCACAUCAUGCCAAAUGAAUUGCUCUGGAGUACAUUCCUUUUCUGCCAAUAUAUUUCUGACAA
This is a messenger RNA of Dicrocoelium dendriticum, 469 nucleotides long. The record is from the annotation of a GenBank genome assembly. Lineage: Eukaryota; Metazoa; Platyhelminthes; Trematoda; Plagiorchiida; Dicrocoeliidae.